AUGGACGUCCCAGCUGCACCGCGACCACACUCAACGUUUGUUUUUUUCCCCCCAUUUUUUGUUCGGCCUAACAGGACCGAAAUCGUCCGGAGAGUACGCGAAAAGUAUUUGAAUUCAAUUUGCAGCACUCAGCGCCCGACGCAGGCCUAUUACGUGCCACGCAAGCUGCUCGAGUGUGGUCGCGGCCCGCAGUCUAAAGCAAAUUGCACCGAAAAGAAUGACAAGGUAAGUGAGGCGGGAGUGUUAUCGGACGGUGAACUUUCAGCAAAAAUACGAACUCGGGUAAUUUUCGGCAAGUUGCCGCAAGAAUCGGCAUCCGUGCCGUUUUCUGCGGCAACUUGCUGUAAGGGUGCCGAUUGCGUGCUUGCUACGCGCUGAACCCUUGCUACCGUUGCCGCUCAAAAACCUUGCUUCCCGCCCAUCCGACGUUUUCCUGUUGCACGCCCUAUCCAUGCUGAUGUCAUGCCGGAUCCGUGCGUGACACAUGCUCAGCAACAUGCCUGACAGAACUAUGUGAAUUCUGUCUCGCAACCGUUUCGCAACUGUACUUUUCUGUUGUAGACCCCGUCAAGUUGACGCUCAAAAUAAGUGACUUUAAAAGUUUUCAGCCGACACAAACUUCUGGCCAACAGCAGAAGCCGAAGCCCCGCCCACUCAUGGAGCACGUCAUUUCGCCUCCUCCGUCCACGAACACUUCUUCUCUCAGGGUACGCUUGUUCCUCAUCCGUCCAGUCCCUUCGCAAUCCGUUCGUUCCAGGAGAAGUCGUGCCGUCAGAAUACGCAAAAAUCAAACGCCGCUCCGAAGAAGAAGUCGUCGCCAGCGCCUCCGUCUUCGACCGUUCAAAAAGUAAAAGGACCGUACUCGUCCUCCAGUUCGCCGCGAGACCUUCAUCUCGUAUCGUCGACUCCGUCGUCCCGUUCCUCCUCCUCAAUGUCCUCGUCGACCGGCGCCCUCGUCUCGCCCACGCUCACCGUAUCCUCGCCACGUGUGCUGCAAGUGAAGGGCGGUCCGCAAAAGUACUCGAUGCCGCGGCCGAACGCUUUCGCUCCGAUGAUCGCCCAAUCCGACGAGAAGGAGUGCAUUUGCGAUCGCAAGAAGACGCACGUCGUCUGCAAAAGGUCAGUUCGUUUUGCAACCGUGCCACUUGGCAACCGAGACUUCUUCCAACAAAUUGUAUGAACCUUUUCGGUCCAGAUAAGUCCGAAAAGUCUAGGCCCUCGAAGCCCUGAUCUCAUUUCGCAACCUCUACUUAAAUCCGUUCCAGAUGCGGCUACGAAUGCGUGGGCCGAGUCCAGAUCACUUGCGGCCAACAUCCGUACAUUCUGGCGCUCAAUGACCUGCGCGAGUGCCCGAAUCCCGUGUGCCACAGUGUCCAAUUGCUCGAAAUCGACGAGUUCUGCGGCGAAGACGUUCACGACGACGCCGUCGAACAGUUGCUCGCCGAGCCCAUCGAGAAGAUUGAUUUGCAGUCGUGA
Molecule: messenger RNA, 1476 nt
Organism: Caenorhabditis sp. 36 PRJEB53466
Lineage: Eukaryota; Metazoa; Nematoda; Chromadorea; Rhabditida; Rhabditidae
Source: the annotation of a GenBank genome assembly